GCUUGAAAGCGACAGCCGAGUGAACCCGGCGACUUGAGUUCGUCUUCAUUGGCGUCAAACUAACUUGGAAAAAGCUCGACUGCGGCUUUUUUCUUUUCGUUUCGUUUUAGUUAACUGUCACGUGUUUGUUUGUUUGUUUGUUUGGCCCAGCAAUAAGCCAGCCGCUGCGCCACCUCGUCUGGUUCUUUUUAGCCGCCGUGUCACGUUUUGUUUAAAACUUUUUGGAGCAUCUGCCACCAGCGGUUAGCUUCACUAGCCUAGCCUAUGUUAGCCUCGUUCGGCAUCCGUCAAGUCAGCCUCCCCGGGAAUGAGCGGAGGGACACCGGCCUCGCGUGAACGUUGCCCGGCGUUAAUCGUUGACGGAACCGGGAGUCGCACCGAACACUGAGCCACCGACGUCUAGAGAUAAACGACGUAACGGUUAGCUAGCUCGACUCCAACCAGUCAGUCGAGCGGCGCGGCAUGGCCAGCGACCCCGAAACGGGCUUCUCUCGCCGAGCCAACGGAGACAACGCAACGGGCCCGGUGCCCGACCCCGACGACGGUGGAAGUGGAAGUGGGCCGACCGUGAAAACCCUAGCGCGGCUGUGUAGCAGGGACGAGGAGGAGCGGGCGGCGGCUCUGGAGGAGCUCAGCCAAGGGGUUCUGCUGUGUUUGGGUCUGGACCGACCAGGUUCGACGCGGCUGGGCAAGGAGACGCUUCUGCAUCUGCUGCGGUUGGCCCGGUCGUGUCCGUUGCGGGAGGUGCGAGCCAGGGCCAUCGAGCUGCUGCGGACCGCCCAGGAGCAAGGAGUUGAAGUUCCUCGCACCCUGGCCUCCGGUCCCAGCGCCUUCAUUCCUGCCAAACAGAUAUUGAAAGACGGGCCAGACCAGGACAUCCUGAUCAAGUCGUUCCUGAGUCUGGGUCGCGUUGACCACGUCACCAUGGUGAUGGCGCUGCACCCCGCCUACCUCAGCUGCUUCCUGAGAACCCAGCAUGCCUUGUUGGAGAUGGACGGCCCCUUGCCCCGCCACUGGAGACACUACAUCGCCAUCAUGGCCGCCGCCCGCCACCACUGCCCCUACGUGGUACAGCAGCACAGCGCCAGCUUCCUGGAGGCUGGCGGGGACGAGAGCUGGCUGAGCGGACUGCGGCACGCCCCGGCCAAACUGAGAGGCCUGAACCCCCUCAACAAGCUGCUGGCCCACAGACCCUGGCUCAUCACGCAGCUGCACAUCCAGGAGCUGGUGUAUCCGGGCGCCGAGCUUCGCUGGUCGUUGGCCGAGCUGAUUCACGCCGUCAUCCUGAUGGCGCACGCCCACGCGCUCUGCUCCUUCGUGUGGGGAUGCGGCCUCAACCCCGAGCCUGACCACGUCGGCGGGCACACCUUCCGGCCGCCGUCGCCCGGACACCCCACCCGCAGCCCCCACAGCCCCGCAAACGAGGACGGACGGCGGGAGCAGGUAGACAGCGCCAUGGAGGUGGAGGUGCUGAUGAAGAGGAUGGUGGAGCUGCAGGAGCAGCAGGAGGAAGAGUGUACGCAGGAGGAGAUGGUCACGCGCUUUGAGAGGGAGCGGAGCGAGAGCAUCCCCACCGCGGUGGUGCGAGAGGCGCCGCCAGAGAGGCUCCUUCACCUGAUGGAGGAUCCGGAGUUCAGAUAUGAGGACUUUGCGCCCAAAGGAGAGCAGGCUCCGCCCACCAUGAGAGCCCAGGACUACUCGUGGGAGGACCACGGCUACUCGCUGGUCAACAGGCUGCUGCCGGACAUGGGACAGCUGCUGGAUGAGAAAUUCCAGGUGGUGAGCAACCUGACGUACAACAGGAUGGCCAUGCACGAGGGCGUGGACACGCACACGCUGAGGAAAGCUCUGUGGAACUACAUCCACUGUCUAUACGGGAUCCGGUACGACGACUACGACUACGGCAGCGUCAACGUCCUGCUGGAGCGAUCCCUGAAGAUGUUUGUCAAGACCAUGGCCUGCCACCCCGAGCAGACCACUGCGCACAUCUACCACGCUUUCUGGAGGCACUUCAGGCACUCUGAGAAGGUAACGACCGUGGUGUGUCGUCAGGUCCACGCCAACCUCAUCGUGUUGGAGGCUCGCCUGCAGGCGGCGCUGUUGUACACGCUGCGAGCCAUCACUCACUACAUGAGAUGACCAACCAGCGCCGCCUGAACGUUGCGGAUGCUGAGCCAGCUGUUGUGCUUCUUCAUAUGCUCUGUUCCAGUGUUACACGUAUUUAAUGUGUUUUUGCACCGAAAGUUCACUUCAGGAUCAGAAAGUUGACGCUCGCGUUAAUAUCGAGUCUCACGAUCGGAAUGUUUUGUUUUUUUGACGGACUUUGUUGAUGGUGCAAUCCGUCAAGCGCGACUGCUUGACGCUCGCUCAGUCCUCCAUUGUGUCCUUAAACGCACUUUGAGGGCUGCGAUUAAAAGAAAAUGACAAAAAGCUUGUAUUUUUCUAUUCAAUAAAGAGUUACUUGACAAAAAAAUGGACAAA
Messenger RNA from Phyllopteryx taeniolatus (common seadragon), 2481 nucleotides. RefSeq names its product sestrin 2 (gene sesn2). Gene Ontology annotation, biological process: cellular response to leucine starvation; cellular response to L-leucine; positive regulation of macroautophagy. Gene Ontology annotation, cellular component: nucleus. The transcript has 11 exons. Gene Ontology annotation, molecular function: L-leucine binding; oxidoreductase activity, acting on peroxide as acceptor. The record is from RefSeq and is a predicted model, not a curated record. The coding region runs from base 463 to 2139 and encodes 558 amino acids. NCBI's taxonomy places the organism in Eukaryota, Metazoa, Chordata, Actinopteri, Syngnathiformes, Syngnathidae.